AUGGAGAUGGAGGAUCCGAAUCGCCUUCUUCGACCGUCUCAAUUCGAGUUCCAGCUGCUGCACUCUCAUUCACAGACUCAGAAUCAUCAGAACCAUCCGAGCUAUCUGCUUCCGUCUUUGCUUUCCUCUCAACGUCUUCUUCCCCACUCAUUUCCUGCUUUCGCUCCUUCCAUCGACUCCGGCCACCACCGCCUCUCCGAUAGCGCUUUUGCUUCUCACGCGGACGCCCAUUCUGCUUUUGCUAAGCUGGCGUUGAGACCAAAGAAGGAAAUAGAUGAUGUGGCUCAGAUUGGUGGGCAUGAAGCUGCUGCUGGAACGAGCAAGGUACUUCAUGAUCCGUCGUUAUCUAUUCCACAGUCCUGCACGGGUAGAAAACAUAACCCUAAGUUAAAGGUUCCUAAGCAUACAAAAGCUGGGACUCAAAGAUCAACUGCGGAUUCUCAUAAUGGUCUGAAUCCAGCUAUUGGUUGCCGCUAUGACAGCUCUUUAGGCUUGUUAACCAAGAAAUUUGUUAGUUUAAUUCAGGAGGCCAAGGAUAGAACCCUUGAUUUGAACAAAACAGCAGAGGUGUUGGAGGUUCAAAAGCGGAGGAUAUAUGAUAUUACGAACGUUCUUGAAGGAAUAAAUUUGAUAGAGAAAACUUCAAAGAAUCAUAUACGCUGGAAGUGUUAUGAUGGGUCAACACCAGGGGAGCUAGAUGAUCAAGUUUCUAGAAUACAGAAUGAAGUUGAAAGUUUAUAUGCUGAAGAAUGCAGGCUUGAUGAUGCUAUAAGGUUCCUAUUUUUGACGGAGGAAGAUAUUUUGAGCCUUCGUUGCUUCCAGAAUCAAACACUUAUUGCAAUAAAAGCUCCCCAAGCUAGUUAUAUUGAAGUUAUUGAUCCUGAUGAUGAGGAGGAUACUUGUUUUCCCCAAAAUCAGUUUAGAAUGAUUGUCAGAAGCACUAUAGGACCUAUACAUUUGUACCUCUUGAGCAAAUACCAAGGGCAACGUGAGAAUAUUGCUGUUAAGCAAGCUAAAUCAGUGGGUUCAUCUUCUUGGAAUAGUAGUGAUUAUUCCAGAGUGGAAGACGGAGGGCUUUCUUCAUACCAUCAGGGUAAUAAAAAGGACAGUUCUGAAAUUCUCAGCUUACCAGGCUCGGAGGCAUCUUCUGGGAUUCAGAAGAUUAUUCCUUCACACUUCAAUGCCAAUGAUGAUUAUUGGUUUAGAUCAGAGCCUGAAGUCAGCCUGACAGAUCUGUGGGGUUAG
This is a messenger RNA of Prunus armeniaca (apricot), 1245 nucleotides long. The record is from the annotation of a GenBank genome assembly. Lineage: Eukaryota; Viridiplantae; Streptophyta; Magnoliopsida; Rosales; Rosaceae.